AUGUCUGGUGGAGUUGGACCAACCGGCUGUGACAUUAGCCUCCCAAAAGAACAAGAAGAAAUUGUUCACAAAGAACAACACGACCAAACUCUCAAGAACAAACCAACCACCAAACCACAAAACAAAGCUAGUUUCCUCUCAUUCCGACAACUCAAUUGUUUAGCUGUUGUUGUUGUCUUAUCAGCCAGUGGCAUGGUCAGCCCCGAAGAUUUCUCAUUCGUACUCUUCUCAAUCUUCUACAUCUACUUCAUAUCAAAAACCGCUUUUCCAACUCUUCACCCUUCAAACGAACAACCAAUUUUCAGCCGACAAAACAAAAUCCUUAAACUCUAUGUCCUCCUAGCAGCAAUCAUUGGACUCUAUGCUCCUAUAGCAUAUAUUCUACAUGGAAUAUUCGAAGGUGAUAAAAAAGGUAUAGCCGCAGCUACACCACAUGUUUUUCUCUUGGCUAGUCAAGUUUUCAUGGAAGGUAUAGCUUUCUCGGAUGGAUUUUCCUCUCCUAUAAGAGCUUUUGUUCCUGUUAUGUAUAAUACAAGAAGAAUUUUUACGAUUGUGGAUUGGUUGAGAGAUGAGAUUUAUAAGGUGGAUGAAGAACAUAGUGGAUCUUAUAGAAGGAUUUAUGCUGGAAGAGCACUUGCUGUGGCUAAUAUGGCUUUUUGGUGUUUUAAUUUGUUUGGAUUUUUGGUUCCUGUUUAUCUUCCAAGAGUUUUUAAGGCUUAUUAUUCUAGCCAGAAAGUUAAUUAA
Molecule: messenger RNA, 744 nt
Organism: Vicia faba (fava bean)
Lineage: Eukaryota; Viridiplantae; Streptophyta; Magnoliopsida; Fabales; Fabaceae
Source: the annotation of a GenBank genome assembly